Castor canadensis (American beaver) is the source of this 1023-nucleotide messenger RNA. NCBI's taxonomy places the organism in Eukaryota, Metazoa, Chordata, Mammalia, Rodentia, Castoridae. The record is from RefSeq and is a predicted model, not a curated record.
AUGGGCUGUGAUUGCUGCAAUCACUCUAUGUGCUUCCGGCAGGUGAUGCUGGGAAGAUGCAGAAGCAAUAACAAGAACAGACUCCUCUUUGUUCGGUUGAUCUCUAGAAUACUUAAGCCUGAACGAGGCAGCUGGCAGACUUCAUUCAACCAGCUCAGGACCUCGGGGGACCAUGAUGUCAUAGAGAAGAGUAGCAUAGAGCAGAAAACUGUGCUAAUAACCCACAAGCUAAUAAACUCUCUCGCUCCCCCUUUUUUUAAGGUACAGCAGGGAAGAACUGGAAAUUCAGAGAAAGAAACAACACUUCCAUCUACAAAAGCUGAGUUUACUUCUCCUCCAUCUUUGUUCAAGACUGGACUCCCACCAAGCAGAAACAGCACCUCUUCCCAGUCUCAGACAAGUACUGCUUCCAGAAAAGCCAAUUCAAGCGUUGGGAAGUGGCAGGAUCGAUACGGGAGGGCUGAGUCACCUGAUCUGAGGAGAUUACCUGGAGCAAUCGAUGUUAUUGGUCAAACUAUAACUAUUAGCCGAGUAGAAGGAAGGCGACGAGCAAAUGAGAACAGCAAUAUACAGGUCCUCUCUGAAAGGUCUGCUACUGAAGUAGACAACAAUUUUAGCAAACCACCUCCAUUUUUCCCUCCAGGAGCUCCUCCUACCCACCUUCCACCACCUCCCUUCCUUCCUCCUCCUCCAACUGUCAGCACUGCUCCGCCUCUGAUCCCACCACCAGGUAUUCCAAUAACUGUACCACCUCCAGGUUUUCCUCCUCCACCAGGCGCUCCACCUCCAUCUCUUAUACCAACAAUAGAAAGUGGGCAUUCCUCUGGUUAUGAUAGUCGUUCUGCACGUGCAUUUCCAUAUGGCAACGGGAUAAUUAUAUCACCUAUGCUUCUCCGAGGAGAAAGAUCCUGUGGCAAAUAUGUAAAUUCAAAUUACCAUCUUAGUGUGAAAAGUAAUGCCACGCCUUCAUUCAGUUCAUACUCGUCUGUAACUUUACACCUCAAAUACACAAAGAUUCUCUAG